AUGUCGACAAAGGUCAAGACUGGUCAGCUCUGGGGAAAGAGCAAGGAUGAUCUCACCAACCAGCUGGAGGAGUUGAAGACCGAGCUCAACCAGCUCCGUGUCCAGAAGAUCGCUGGCGGUGCCUCCUCGAAGACCCAGAGAAUCCACGACGUUCGCAAGUCGAUCGCUCGCGUUCUCACCGUCAUCAACCUCAACCAGCGCGCCCAGCUCCGCUUGUUCUACAAGAACAAGAAGUUCCUCCCUCUCGACCUCAGACCCAAGUACACCCGUGCCCUGCGCCGCAGACUCACCAAGAACGAGGCCGCCAAGAAGACCGAGAAGCAGCGCAAGAAGGAGAUCCACUUCCCCCAGCGGAAGUACGCCAUUAAGGCUUAA
Molecule: messenger RNA, 375 nt
Organism: Aspergillus chevalieri
Lineage: Eukaryota; Fungi; Ascomycota; Eurotiomycetes; Eurotiales; Aspergillaceae
Gene: RPL35
Product: 60S ribosomal protein uL29
Exons: 4
Coding region: 1-375 (124 amino acids)
Biological process (GO): maturation of LSU-rRNA from tricistronic rRNA transcript (SSU-rRNA, 5.8S rRNA, LSU-rRNA); translation
Cellular component (GO): cytosolic large ribosomal subunit; ribosome
Molecular function (GO): structural constituent of ribosome; mRNA binding
Source: RefSeq, a predicted model, not a curated record